ACUGUUUGCACCAGCUUCACAGUUUGGGUUUUUUAUUGUGUUGACGUUUUGCUAAUUACGAUUUUACUUAAAUUUUUAUUAUAUUUACAUUUUAAAACUCUAUCACCUUUUCAGCAAGUUAAAGUCUUGAAAAGAGAGGCUUCGAUUUACAGAAAGACAUACGCUGGUCGGCGUUACAUGUCAUUUUACAUCCGCUAAAUUACGAUAUUGCCGGUAAUUUUUCUAAAAGGGGAUACCUUUGAUGACUGCUCCUGCCAUUCCUUUGCCAUUGUCGUAAAUCUAAAAGUGAUGAAGUUUACUGGUUAAAUAUGUCAAGUACAAGUUCAGCAGGUGUGACAAAGCUACGUGGUAGGCCGUCGAAAAAGACCACCUCGUGUACAUGGUGUAACGAACGCAAGCUUCCAUUGAAAUAUGUUUUACCCACAACAAAUGGGAAGAAAGAGUUUUGUUCGGAAACUUGCUUGGCUGAAUUUAGAAAAGCGUACGUUAAAGGAGCGUGCUUAAAUUGUGACAAUGUGAUUCGUGGUAGCUCAAAUCCUAAUAAAGACUAUUGCUCGGCAUAUUGUAUGAAUAAACAUCAAAAACGUGCUGAAGUGACAAACAGAGUUGUUCCCAUACUACCGCAACCAAUUGUCAACCCUCCUGUAAUAGAGUCGUCGCCUGCUACAUUUCAGUAUGAAACAUACUUACCGUUUGAUUGGGAUGAAUAUUUACGUGACACCAAAAGUCUCGCUGCACCGUAUGAAUGUUUCAAACAAGCCGUAACCUUACCGCAAAAUGAAUUUAAAAUAGGCAUGAAACUAGAAGCAUUAGAUCCUAGGAAUGUGACAUCCACUUGUAUUGCUACUGUUGUUUACAUCCAAGGAUUACGAUUAAGACUGAGGCUAGAUGGAAGUGAUAACAAAAACGAUUUUUGGAGGUUAGUAGAUUCUAGCGAAAUUCAUCCCAUCGGAUAUUGCGAAAAAUCGGGAGGAAUGUUGCAACCACCUUUAGGAUUUAGAAUGAACGCAAGUUCCUGGCCUAUGUUCCUUUUAAAAACAUUAAACGGUGCAGAAAUGGCACCGUCCAAAAUAUUUCAAAGGGAACCUCCAGGUCCGAGAACGAACCUCUUUCAAAUUGGUCAAAAGCUGGAAGCUGUUGAUAAGAAAAAUCCUCAGUUAAUAUGUUGCGCGACUGUUGGUAAUUUAAAGCAGGACCAAAUAUAUGUUACGUUCGAUGGGUGGCGAGGGGCCUUCGAUUAUUGGUGCAGGUAUGACAGCAGAGAUAUCUUUCCUUGUGGUUGGUGUGCGAAAACUGGUCAUCCAUUGCAGCCUCCUGGUCAAAAGAACGCCACUGGGAACAGCAAAUUUAAGGGACGUAACAUACCGGUAGUAAAUACUUCCGACAUCCAAUCACCUGAAGCGGACACAUCCGCUCCACUCCCACCCCCAAUCACUGUGUACGUAUAUAAAACCUGUACAGGUGGACCCCUAGUGGAUGUUGCACAACUAUCAACAAAUUUAGAGGACUCGUCACCAUUGGAGUUGGCUAAAAAAAUCGUGUUGGAGUUAUUGGCAUCAUCUAGUAAAGCCGAGACGAUGCUGGCUAGACUUGGAGCUCUUCGUGGUGACGAAACGGUAAUAACUCACAAUGGAAACUCUUACACGAUCAAGUUGCCUAUCCCUCAAAAAGCCUCCGAUUUGGAGAACGUGUUUGCUAGCUUAUCCGCCUCACUUGGAUGUUGCCAGCAGCUAUUUCAUUUGGAUUCCAAUCGUGGGGAAUGUAGCGUUUGCGACACGAGGCCUCCACCUCCUAAACGGAAGCCAACAGCCGAACAGGAAGCGGCCACUUCUACAACACCAGCUGAUACGUCAAUAUCGGAGGCGGUUAUCGCCACGCCUUGUAAAACUCCAACACCUGAAUGGGGUAUUGAAGAAGUAAUACAGUUUAUAGAAUCUGCUGAUCCACGUUUAGGCGUUCAUGCGGAUUUAUUCAGAAAACAUGAAAUCGACGGCAAAGCGCUACUUCUGUUAAAUUCAGACAUGAUGAUGAAAUAUAUGGGCUUACGGUUAGGCCCGGCAUUGAAGAUAUUAAAUCUUGUACAAAAAGUUAAAGGACGUCGCCAUAACAUGCAUUAGGUUAGUUACAAGAUUGGGUGCCACUCGAUCGGCUCUGUUAACUUUAGAGAGUUUGUUAAUAUCAUCCCUUAAAGAAAAACAUCACAUUUUCUUAGGGCACAAUAUCGUAAGGAUUUUAAUUAUGUACUAAUUAUUUUUGUAUAUAUAUUUUAGAACAUACAUUUCAUCCUUAUUUAAAAUGAAGAAAUUUCAAAUAUUUAGAUUGUUAUUGGUGGCGACUGUUUAAACCAAAUGAAAGGUUACCACAUUUUCAGAAUUAAGGUUAUUAUAUAUCUUUUACAUCAUCAACAACUUGGUCUUAUUAAUGCUGUGAACAUAAAUACAGCUUUAUGAUGCAUGUGUGGGAAACUUUGUUUACGAAGAUUGCACAUAGUGCUGCACUAUUUUUUCAGACUGUAUAUUCUGUAAUUAUCGAUUGUUCAUAAAAUAUGUACGGUGCAAUGUAGCAAUAUUUCAUUUGUGAAAUUAGUAAUAGCUGCACCUUGAAUCAAACCAUUUUUUGCAUGCUAUGUAGCAGUUUUAUCCUGUAGUGUUUAAGAGAUGGUUUUAUUUAAAUAUAAGAAUAAAUCAAACUACAAAUGAGAAUAAAAUAUAUUUCUAUCUGUACAACAUACAUUGAUUAUAUAAGAUAUGUUUGUAAAACGCUAUUUUUGUAGGUACUACUAAGAUAAGGAAGUCAUGUAAUUAUGUGAUAUUACUUUUUAACAGUAAAAGUAACUCCCUUUUCUUUUUCCUCCUUUUGAGGUGUACACUUAAGAGCCUGUUAUUUGGAAACUGUUUUUAAGUUAUGUUAAAUCAUUUUACUUUAGUUAUUGUAUCUAACUGGAAGAAAACCAAACUUAUCUU
Messenger RNA from Photinus pyralis (common eastern firefly), 2963 nucleotides. RefSeq names its product polycomb protein Scm (gene Scm). NCBI's taxonomy places the organism in Eukaryota, Metazoa, Arthropoda, Insecta, Coleoptera, Lampyridae. Gene Ontology annotation, cellular component: nucleus. Gene Ontology annotation, biological process: regulation of DNA-templated transcription. The transcript is spliced from 4 exons. Gene Ontology annotation, molecular function: protein binding; zinc ion binding. The record is from RefSeq and is a predicted model, not a curated record. Bases 309 to 2117 code for a protein of 602 amino acids.